This is a messenger RNA of Neopsephotus bourkii (Bourke's parrot), 3394 nucleotides long. RefSeq names its product WD repeat containing planar cell polarity effector (gene WDPCP). The record is from RefSeq and is a predicted model, not a curated record. Gene Ontology annotation, cellular component: axonemal basal plate. Lineage: Eukaryota; Metazoa; Chordata; Aves; Psittaciformes; Psittacidae. Gene Ontology annotation, biological process: cilium organization; establishment of protein localization; nervous system development. Bases 210 to 2474 code for a protein of 754 amino acids. The transcript has 20 exons. Gene Ontology annotation, molecular function: protein binding.
CUGCGCUCAUGCCACAGCUCAAACCUGUGGCUUGAAUAAGCUUCUAGCUGAACCUCCCCGACAGCUGCUGCAGUACAGCAAACUGCAGUGUCAGAGAUAAAAAGCUGCUGUGUUCCUUAAGUGUAUUUUGGAUGGAAUUUUGGUUUUCUUCAUUUCCACCUAUAGAAACAGAUGAAUUUUUUUAGUGCUAAGACUCCAUCUGCCACCAGAUGUCUUUCUGCCUAACUGAGAUGUUUCUGUGGUCUUUGAAGACUAACUUACAUAUUAGAGAUGAAGAUAUUGGGAUUCACCAGUACUAUGACAAGAAAGAAGCAGCAUCACAGAUGAAGCAUGGUUACUUAGAAGAGAAGCAAAGGCAAGCGGAAUCUAGAGAUUAUCCCUGGAUACUGAAAAACAAGCGGCCAGAUAAACUGCGGGAUACACUCAAGGAGGUAGAGGACUUAAUGCAAAACAGUCAAUGUGUGCUGAGCAAAUGGAAGAACAAACAUAUCUGUCAGCUCCUCUUUCACUCAGGUAUAUUGGUGUCCCUAAGCCUUUCUGGGCCACAGCUGGAGAAAGUGGUGAUUGACAGGACCCUGGUGGGGAAGCUCAUCUCCGACACCAUCAGUGAUGCGGUUCUUACAGACAGUUUCAUCAUCUUGUCAUUCGAGGACCAUAACCAACUCUGUUUUAUUCAGUUUACAAAGAAAAUGGAUUCUCCUGAUGUAAACAAAAGACUGGAAAAACUCUCUUGUUUGGACUUCAAGAUUUCUUAUAUUGAUAUACUUGGACCAGAAGGUAGAAGGAUGAAACGUCACCUAGCAAUAAACUGUAUGCAAGAUACCGUCAUUUGCUGGUGGUCAGCAACUAAUGAAGGAGCAUGGCCUUGGUCUCCUAUUUCCUGUGAGAGGGACAGAGCCAACCUAUUGCUAUUAGGCUGUGCCCAUGGCAAACUGGAGGUUCUGAGUUAUGUGCGUACAGAAUGGGAUCCGCUCGAUGCAAGCUUCAGCACUAAUCAGCCUUAUCAAGUUUACACAGUGGAGCACUCCGUCUCCGUAGACAAAGAGCCCAUGGCUGACAGUUGCAUCUACAAGUGUGUUAGGAGCAAAAUGCAGUGUGUGACAGUUACCAGAAUACCACUCCGAUCCAAGGCCAUCAGCUGUUGCAGAGAUGUUACAGAAGACAAACUAGUCCUGGGUUGUGAAGAUUCAUCAGUAAUUCUGUAUGAAGCCUACAACCAAGUGACUCUGUUAGCCCAAGCAGAACUGCUGCCUGCUUUAAUAACCUACCACCCUUCCGGAGCCAUAUUUAUGGUUGGCAGCUCUCAAGGGGAGCUCCAACUUUUUGACACGGCACUGUCCCCAAUUAAAAUUCAGCUCUUGGCACAAGACUAUUCACCUGAGGCAACUCUGCAAUUCAGUAAACACUUUGACGUACCUAGCAGCCUCAUCCAGAUCCAGUGGGCUGCUCCUCAAGUUGCCCCUGCCAGCACUGACAGCACAAAUAUUCACGAUCUUUUGUUAGUUAGAUUUGACAAAGGACCCUUAGGAGUACUUCACUUUAAACUCGGUGUGUUCACAAGAGGGCAGCUGGGCCUUGUGGAAAUUAUCCACCAGUAUAUUCGUUACGAUGAGAUACAUGAGGCAAUUAAUGUCCUGAACACCAUGAACUGGAACACGAUGGGUCGUCAGUGCUACAUGUGCUUGAGUGCCAUUGUUAAUCACCUUCUUAAACAAAAGCUUACACCAGCCAGAGAAGCACAGCUUGAGGCAAGCCUUGGAACCUUUUAUGCUCCAACAAGACCCCUCUUGGAUACAACCGUGCUGGAGUACAGAGACCCAAUCAGCAGAUACGCAAGAAGGUUCUUCCACCACCUGCUCAGGUAUCAGAGAUUUGAAAAAGCUUUUCUGCUGGCUGUUGACAUAGGUGCUCGGGACCUGUUUAUGGACAUCCAUUACCUUGCACUAGAUAAGGGUGAAUUGGCACUAGCUGAAGUAGCAAAGAAAAAGGCUAAUGAAAUUGAUGCAGAAUCAAUAACUACUAGAACUGAAUUCAUGGGGCAGUCAGAUGAAGAAAACCCAUCUCGGGAAGCUUUCAUUGACCGAUCUUCAGAGCACGGAGGAGAGCACAAUCUACCUGCUUCCUGUCUGGCCAUCAGACCACCAGCACAGAGCUGCUCCCACAGAGCUUGCAAUGACUCACACAUCUCUGGCAGUCCCACAUUUGCCUUCAUCAGGCAUCUUGGGAGAGAGAUUGACCAGUGCUCCUACUCCCAGGUGUCCUGGUUUGACCGUGUUCACCUGCGCCUGCCCAGACCCACCAGCCACAGACAGGCAGAGGACCCUGAGUGUAAGCCUGGAGCGGACAGCCGAGCCAGCUCCCUGGUGAGGAAACCCUUUUCCAGCAGCCAGGAAGGAAAUUUGAGAGCAGUUCCUUCAGAGCAGGAGACUGGAGACAGCGGAUCUCUCGAAGUUGUGCACUUUGGGCUGGUGUGACUGAGCUGCCAAAGCAAAGAAGGGGAAACUUCUUCACCAAGGUGGUAAAGUUCACAGGAAAUCCUUCAGUGAACUUCCAGGCAGCCCCGGAGCCAACCAGUAGCAGAAGAUGAAAAACCAGGCUUAGAAAAUAGUCUGCCCUUAGACCUCUGAACUAUUUCUGAGUUAGCACAGACGUGUCCAUGCACAAACUGCUCCAUGUGUGCUUAUGGAGAGCAGUUUGGUGACAUUUUCAUCGUGUCAUUCAAAGACAUCAAAAGAGCGAGUAAUUGCAGCUCCCCGUUUACCAUACAAAUGCAACACUGAAGAAUUUGGGGGGUGGUUCUUGGAUGAAUCUGUAAACUUCUCAGGAGAAAGUCUGUAAUUCUCUAUGCAUUAUAUAUUUUAACAAUCUUCCCUUGGAAGCAGAUUUGAAUUUCCACUUAAGGCUCUGAAAACCGUCCUGUUGAGAUACCAGCAGAUAACAUCUUCACUCAGGAUACCUCUGUGAAAGAGCAGCCUUUCACAGUCGGCAGCAUUUUUCAAAGAAUGCUCUCAAUUUUCAUAUCUAGAUAUAUCAUCUUAGUUGAAUAACCAUUAUUUUGCCUUGAAAAAAAGAUGCAGAGCCUCUUAAACAUCAUUCCAUUGGAGUCCAGAUUUUAAUCUGCCUCCUCUAACCACGACGAGAAAAUGCACUGAGAAGGUAACGUAACCUGUUUCAGCCCUCUAGUUUUUUCUGUCAGUGAAGAGAAGGGCGAGCAUCGCUGCAGGUCUUUCUUCCCACCGUUUGAUUGGGUGCAGCUUGCACUGAUGCAGAGUUUUGAGUUCUUCCAUAGGCAUGCAUGUGGGUUAAGCUGGAGUUUUUGGAUGGCUGCAACCCAAAGCUGGCGAGCUUCUUGAAAUCAGUUUUGUAUGAUGAACAAAUCUGUGUGAUGAAUGGA